Diceros bicornis minor is the source of this 444-nucleotide messenger RNA. RefSeq names its product oocyte expressed protein (gene OOEP). Gene Ontology annotation, molecular function: RNA binding. NCBI's taxonomy places the organism in Eukaryota, Metazoa, Chordata, Mammalia, Perissodactyla, Rhinocerotidae. Gene Ontology annotation, cellular component: protein-containing complex; apical cortex. The transcript is spliced from 3 exons. The coding region runs from base 1 to 444 and encodes 147 amino acids. Gene Ontology annotation, biological process: establishment or maintenance of apical/basal cell polarity; embryonic pattern specification. The record is from RefSeq and is a predicted model, not a curated record.
AUGGUGGACGCUGCAGGUGCUCCUGAGGCCCCGGGGGACCAAUGGGCGCCUGCCCAGGCCCUGGCCGGGUUGCUGAGGUUUCCACCGCCGCGGGCCCGCCCCCGGCCGUGGUGGUUUCCUGUGCAGGAGCUGAGGGACCCGUCGGUGUUUUACCUGGAGGCUUGGCUGGCCGACUCCAUCUUCGGCCGAGACCAAGCCAUAAUUCCAGAAAUGGAGUGGAUGAGCCAGGCCCUGCUGACGGUGGACACAGUUAACCCCGGGAACUUAGUCAAAAUCACCAUCUUUGGACAGCCCCAUGUUCAAAAUCGGGUGAAGAGCGUGCUGUUGGGCCUCGCGUCCUGGCACCGGGAACAUCGUGCCCGAGUUGAGAAGAUGGAACAACUUGACGAGUUCUUGAAGGCCCGUGCAUCAUGUCCCCAGACUCCCCAGCAUCCUGUUGCAUAG